Maylandia zebra (zebra mbuna) is the source of this 3017-nucleotide messenger RNA. Lineage: Eukaryota; Metazoa; Chordata; Actinopteri; Cichliformes; Cichlidae. The record is from RefSeq and is a predicted model, not a curated record.
UCAAAGAGGAGGAGAGGAAGAGGAGUUUGUAACGGAGGAAACAGGAGCAGAUAUGGUUACUGUGAAGUGACAGAGACGAAGAGGAGAAGCAGGAGGAAGAGGAGGUCAGCAGCUCCCGUGGAGGACAGACCAGACUGAUCAGAGAGCAGCCCAUGUGACCACUGAGCUGUUGCAGGAUGAGCAGGAUGCAGAGUGAGCUUGAGGGUCGCCUUGACAACCUGCUGUCACGCAUCGCCGCGGAGACACAGGAGAUCAAAGAGCUGGAGCAGCAGCUGACCGACGGUCAGAUUCUGGCUAACGAGGCCCUGCAGAGGGAGCUGGAGGAGGUGAUCUCUGGACUUCAGGAGUACCUGCGAGGACUCAGGGAGCAGGCUCAUUGCUCUCAGCAGCAGGUACACACUCUGCAGGCUGAAAAUCUGAGUCUGCAGCUCCACCUGGAGGAAGCUCAGAGGCACUGCACACAGCUGGAGGACUUGGCCAGGUCUCACACACAGAGCAUGUCUGUCCAGCAGGGGGAGCUGUUUGCACUCAGGAUGGAGGUGCAGGCUCUCAGGGAGAGACAAGUGCAAAGCAACAGACACCAGGCACAGCUGGAGGUGGAGCUUCAGCAACUGAGGGAGGAGCUAAGCCAGAAGGUGCCGCUGGGACAGGAAGACGUCCACAGACUUCCGGCUCAGCUCUCAGGUCCAGCGGAGGAGCGGCAGGAAGAUGAAUCCCGGUCUGAGGCGAGCAGGCCUAACCUCACACUGCCCAGAUGCUGGCAUCAGUGCUCUGGGACCAUCCAGCAGACCAGGACCACCAUGGCUCACAAGCACAGCCAGGAACACAUGAGCAGACCGCAGGCCCGGCCGGAAGCCCGGCUGGACCGGGACCAGGUGAAGCCCUUUGAGGAGCCAGAGGAGGAGGUGCAGAGGAGUCAGAGCAGGCACAGAUUCCUGCAGAACAGUCUGCUGCGCUCACAGAGCGACGCCCACCAGAGGAGCCUCGGCCACCUCAACAGGAAGUUACGGCAGCUCAGCAGGUCCACGCACAACAUCGACCAGCUGACUGUGGAACAGCUGAAAUUCACCAUCGAACUGCUGAGAGCGCUGAACCAGCUGCUGCACACACAGGAAUCUGUGGACGGAGACGCUCACUGGGACCAAGGCCUGCGAUCCCCCAAGGCCGAGCCAUCUGAGGCUCGCAGGCUAAAGCUGGACCGGGUGAGAAGCAGGACUGGAACCAGGACUGGGACCGGUGCUGAGGAUGGGGGACGGUGGUUUGUGCAUGCUGCACUCAGUGGAGGCAGGUGUGUGUGUGACCACAGUGAAGCAGAGAAGAAGAGGCUACAACUGGAAACCAGAGAGCUGCGACACACACUGAGACAGCACAGGAGUGUCAUGAAGCUGUGUGAUGAGGUGGAGUGUGUGGAGAAAACUCUGCUGAAGAGACGAGCGGAGCUGCGAGAGGCCGACAGGAAACUGCUGGAGGCUCAGAGCUGCAUACACACCAGCAGAGUCCAGGCCAGCGAAGCUCAGCGAGACGCCGCUGCGCUGCGGCUCAGAGGGGAGGACAAACAGCGUGCCAGGGAGUUGCAGGAAGAGGUGGAGCAGCUGAGGAGGAUGAGGGAGGAGGAAGAGCAGAUGCUCAGGCAGGUGGAGGAGGAGCUGAGGAGCAGAGAGGAGGAGCUCCAACAGCUCGACAGGGAAAUACAAACAGCCAGAGACACACUCGCUGACCUGCUGUCUGACUGUGUGGAGGCUCAGGGGCAUCUGGACUCUCUCAGCACUCAGCUGAAGAGGGACGAGGUGGAGGGAGCGAGGGAUGAGCUGCACGAGCUGGAGGGCAUGGUGGACAGGAAGAGGGAGGAGCUUGCCGAGCUGACGCAGAAAGUGGAGUCCCGCAGGAGAGAGGCCGAGUCGUGUCUCCAAGAGAAAAGCCGGCAGCAAACAGAGCUGCAGGAGGUGCAGGAGGAGCUAAGCAGGAGGAGGGAAGAGAGGAGGAGCCUGCAAGAGCAAUGUAAACACCUGGAGGCCAGGCGGAAGCACGCUGACAGGCAGGAGUUUCUGUCAGAGAUCAGCAGCGUUCAGCCGUCCAGAAGACUUCAUCCAGCCACACAGCGUCUCUGCACACUCGAACUCAAAAUGGCCGGGUACAUCACUGAACUCCAAGUGUCUUGGAAUAAAGAUGAGGAGGAGACUUUCAGUAAGCAAGGCUUCAGUAGAAUUCCUGUUAAUCUGAACCAAGGAGCUGGAGGAAACAUCAUCUACCUUUGGUACAAGAAAGGCAUGGGCGCAGGAAUCUCCACCAUUCAAUUUUCAUUCAGCCAAGAGAUGACCAAUGGCCUGCUCGAAGCAGGAUAUACAAAGAUCGAUAAAAACCUCAAUGAGGGAGCAGGUGGAGACGACAUCUACCUGUGGUACUCCAAGUCUGACAAGAAUGUUCCCAUCAAGAACAUUGAUGUCACUGAAGAUGCAGAUGCUGAAGCUCAGAAGUUUAAAGACAGCUGGGAGAGACUGGCCUGUGACCUGAACCGCAAUGCUGGAGGAAACCUGAUCUACAUGUGGGUGGAGAGGGAGACACAAACCUACAUCUCUGAGAUCAAGACCACUAUUAACUGCAGUGGAGAUGGGGAUAACUUCAAGAAUGGCUACAUCCGAGUGGAUGAAAACACCAACAGGGGUACAAAUGAGAGAGGUAGUCCUACGCCUACCAUCUUCCUCUGGUACCGCCUGAGCACCUACCCCAAGGAUGCCUUCAGAGAUCUGAAAGUCUCCACAAACCAGAGCGAAUAUGAAAAGUAUCAAAAUGCAGGCUAUCAGCGGGUGAACCAGGACCUGAACGAGGGGACUCGAGGAAACAAGGUGAACCUGUGGUACAAGAAAGACGGCAGUAAAAACCCCAUCAAGGCCGUCACUGUGAUCACCAACAUCCCAGGAGCUGUGGGGCCGUACCAGAGUGCCGGGGUCAACGUCAUCGAGGGGAGCCUAAACGCGGGCGGCAACGGUGUUCCCAUUUAUGUGUGUUUUAAUCAGUGA